AUUCAUCAUAAUGCUUCCUCUUCGUUAGUCCUGCCGAACCUCGUUGUUUUCUAACAUGACAACUGAACAGAACUGCUUCACUGUGGUGCCGUUGGCCCCUUCCACCACAAGGACACAGCAGAGAGGAUAAGGCGGGAGGCGGCCUGAGCGUAGCGCACACACUGUUCUAAAGUGGGGCUGGGGAGCAGGAAGCGCGGAGUGACAGCACUCAGCGAGCACACAGGGGAAGAGCCAUAGAAACACUCAUCGGGGUGAGUAACGAGGUACUGAAUAAGCUGUACUGGGAGCGUGGCCACGGGAAAAGGAUCAGCAGGAAACCGCCCAAAAAAACCGACCGGGCCGCCAGAACACGACCACGCAGUGCAUCCUUCUCGCCCCGCCUGCUCGCUUUACGGCAGUGUCGCGCCUCGUCGGCUCUUUGCGGCAGCGGAACCGGCAAGCCGGAAGGUGCUCGAACUGGGAUUUAAUUUUUUUAUCCUAUGGAUCACUGAAUGAGUAACAGAUGGCCUUGCCACGUCUUACAGGCGCUCUACGCUCCUUUUCAAAUGUCACUAGACAUGAUGAUUAUAGUGAAGAAUUAGCUGACUUAACGAAAAAAAGAACAAAACAACAAGAACUGUUACUGAAAUCUGAUCUUACUUGGAAGAAGAUAAUAAAGUUUGUUGAUGACAAUUUAGACAAAAAAGAAUACCAAACUGUAAAUGGUGAUUUGAAAACUAUAUUACAAGCAGCAAAACAAAUAGUUGGAGCUGAAAAUGGACAAGAAGCAAUUGAAAGCGGAGCUGUUUUUCUCUUUAAGACAUUUCACAGGAAAGAAUGUGUUGGUCAUGAUGAGACAAAGGCCAUCAAGCAGAUGUUUGGGCCAUUUCCAUCAUCAUCUGCUACUGCAGCUUGUAAUGCCACAUGUCGGAUUGCUUCUCACUUCACUGAAGAACAGCUUACAGCCCUCAUACAGAUGGCUGAGGAGCAAAAUGGUGAUAACACAGUGUUCUUUGGUAAAAAUAUAGUGUUUUCAUUUGACAUGCACGAUUUGGAUCACUCUGAGGAGCUGCCUGUAAAUGGUGAGGCUGAUGCUCAAAGAAUUAUAAGCUUAGAUUAUAAGAAAUUUCUGAAUAAUCAGCUGGAUCAUCUAAAGAACUGCUGCAAUGAGAAGUCUGAUCUCAAGUCUUUGGGAAAAGUAGAUGAUUCUUUUUUAUGGUCUGAAGUUGGAAAAUAUCUGAAUGAAUCUCAGGGUGGUACCCCUGGAGGACCAACAACAGAAGAUCUCUGCUGUACUUUGUAUGAGAUGCUUGCUUCUCCAAAGAGUGGUGAUGAACUUCAAAAUGAGCUAUUUGAACUGCUAGGCCCUGAGGGUUUUGAACUUAUAGAGAAGCUCCUACAGAACAGAUCUGUGAUUGUGGAAAAAUCUUUGACUUGUCAAAAUGAUAACAAGUUCCAGACUCUGCAAGAGCAGUGCAAGAAGUUUAUAAGUGAAAAUGCUAAACCCAAUUAUGGCUGUCAAGUUACAAUUCAGUCUGAACAAGAAAAGCUGUUAAUGAAACAGUAUCGUCGUGAAGAAAAACGAAAUGCCAGAAGAGAAAAACAAGCUGGGGAAGAUGGAGAAGUAUCUGGUGAAGGACUUGCGUGCUUUGAUCCCAGAGAGCUGAGAAUGCAAAGGGAACUAGCACUUUUGAAUGCUCGAAGUAUGCCUAUCCUAGGUAGACAGAGAGAGGUGGACUUUGAAAGAAUUCAUUAUCCACAUGUUUAUGAUUCCCGAGCUGAAGCUAUGAAAACAUCAGCAUUCAUUGGAGGUGCAAAGGUGUUCUUACCAGAAUCAGUUCAGAGAGAGAACAACAAAAUGUAUGAAGAGGUGAAGAUCCCCCAUAGUGAACCAAUGCCCAUUGGCAUUGAAGAGAAAAUUGUUUACAUUAAAGACUUAGAUGAGGUGAGUAAAGCAGUUGAGAGAUAUGAAAUUAAUUUUUACUUUGCUAUUAAAAAAUUUUAGGAGGAAACAUUACCG
Meleagris gallopavo (turkey) is the source of this 1999-nucleotide messenger RNA. NCBI's taxonomy places the organism in Eukaryota, Metazoa, Chordata, Aves, Galliformes, Phasianidae. The record is from RefSeq and is a predicted model, not a curated record.